Messenger RNA from Cylindrotheca closterium, 1311 nucleotides. NCBI's taxonomy places the organism in Eukaryota, Bacillariophyta, Bacillariophyceae, Bacillariales, Bacillariaceae. The record is from the annotation of a GenBank genome assembly.
AUGUCUGGAGAUACCACAAAGACCAAUAAUAGUAAUCAAUUCACGUCGGCAAAAUACCAAGGCCACUCAGCACCUGUGCUCUCGCUGGCAGUCUCGGAAGAGUAUUCCUGCCUCCUGAGUGGAUCCGAAGAUCAUACCGCUCGACUCUGGGAUUUGCGCGACAAUAACAGAAGGCGGGCUUCCUUGUGCAUUCAAACUGGUGGAGAAGUUUUGUCAGUGGCCUUUACACCAAAAAAUGGAGCAGUAGAGGAUAUACCAGUGGAAUUAUCGAGCCCGUUUGCAAAGGAUCAUUCCAUCUUUUUGAGUGUAGAAAAUGCCGUCUUGGAAUAUGACUUGCGUCUAGCCACUUCACCGAUUGUCAAUCAACCAACUCGCAACCUGACGCCCAUUUUGCAGAACCAAGACGAAGUCAAUCAAGUAGCACUGGCUCAUCAUACAUUGAGAUCAUCAGCACCCAAUAAGGGAAAGAAAAAAGGCAACAAGAAAAACAACAAACGGACUUUGGGGGAGACAAAGUUAUAUGUGGCAGCGUCGGAUGAUGCGGGGACGAUUCGAUUCAUGGAUUCGACGUCAACGAACAGUAGUCAAGUGAUGCAUCAUGAUGAAAAUGCUGUUGUCCCAGCCUGUGCCUUUCGACCGGGAGCGAACAGGGGGAGUCUAGAACUAGCGAGUGGCGGAACGGAUUGUCAAGUGUCAUUGUGGGAUGCCUUCAAGCCAAAACGACCAAUAUCUUCCCUUUCCACCUCCACACCCGAAACGGAAACAGGCAAAGCCCAAGUUUGCAAUCCACCAAUGGUAUAUUCAUUGUCUUGGAGUCAAAGUGGUAAUUUGCUAGCCGCCGGCUUGGGGGAUGGGAGCGUCAGUAUCAUGGGAAUACAGAAUCGAAGUCUAGUCCAAACGGGGCUUUUGCCCUAUGCUCAUGAUGCAUCCGUAGCCUCGGUGCACUUUCCUUCGUUUUGCAGGGACAGAUCAGAACGAGUACUGUUUUCAGGAGGGAGCGACGGGAUUGUCCUCUGCUGGGAUUUGGGGUCCAAUAUCGUGGAGAAUGAGGCUGCGAGUCCAAAGAGCUUGUUUUCUCCCGAUUUACUCAAGGGAGGUUCCAAGCAAAAGGAUGCCACCACGGCAGAAUUGGUCCAACAGACAGAAGAAGGCUUAUCACUGUUUGACAACCACGCUAAAAUAUUGUUUGGAAUUGGCAAGGGGGAGAAAAUCAAUUGGAUGGAAUCCGCCAAAGAUCCAGACACUUUGUUUGUGGCCGAUACUUCCAAUGACAUUACAGCCUACACCAUUCCAAUGCUACAACAAUCAUGA